Molecule: messenger RNA, 474 nt
Organism: Sphaeroforma arctica JP610
Lineage: Eukaryota; Ichthyosporea; Ichthyophonida
Exons: 5
Coding region: 1-474 (157 amino acids)
Source: RefSeq, a predicted model, not a curated record
AUGACAACCAAGAGCGCGUUGCUGAAGGGUAUGGGCCAAGCCGCCAUCGUGCUCAGCUCUGCUAAUGCUCACUCAUAUGAGAAACGGAAUUCGGUACUGGAGAUGUACAUCAACAAUAAUAUGAAACCUCAAUCACUAGAUAUGUCUGCGGACAGCAUCAUGUAUAUGUUUGGAGACAAUUACUACGAGGGCUGGACCGAAUUCUUGACCAAAUACAACCGACCCCCUUACUUAAACUCAGAUGAAAUCGGGAGUAUCAGUUUUGGAAUGGGCGGAGACGGCAGUGGUGUUCCUUUCCAUCGUCACGGUGCUGUGUUUGCGGAGAUACUACAUGGUCACAAGCGCUGGUAUCUCUAUCCGAAAGGAACACCCGAGCCACCUCUGUCACAUCCGAAUCAAACCUCUCAAUUCUGGACACUAAAAAAUUACGAAUCUCUGGCCGCAAAUGAGUUGCCCAUGGAAUGCGGUAGGUAG